Sardina pilchardus (European sardine) is the source of this 1764-nucleotide messenger RNA. It is a transcript of the gene guca1aa, whose product is annotated as guanylate cyclase activator 1Aa. Bases 404 to 973 code for a protein of 189 amino acids. NCBI's taxonomy places the organism in Eukaryota, Metazoa, Chordata, Actinopteri, Clupeiformes, Clupeidae. Gene Ontology annotation, molecular function: calcium ion binding; calcium sensitive guanylate cyclase activator activity. The transcript has 4 exons. The record is from RefSeq and is a predicted model, not a curated record.
CAGCAUGUCCCUGUUUGAGGCACCAGAGGAGUGAGUGAAACAAUCCUCUGCUGCCCUCCUCCAGCGGCUCCUUAAGCUGUUCAAAGUGCCACUCCUGCUGGAUUACUUCCAGCGAUUAGGGAUGAGCAAACCUAGACAGGGGCGUGGCGCGUCUUCUCGCCCCCCGCUACAAAAACCCGCUCCGCGGCCCCCUGCCUCCCGACAGGACCCUGAGUUGUGUGACUGUGAGGCGAGGUUAUCCAUCUCCCUUCCACAGUAGACCAAUCGGGCAAUCCAAAGGGCACGAGCACCCAAGACUUAGAUUCCACUGUGAGAGUUCUCUUGUUUUUUUUCGUCGGAUCCCGUCAGUCAGCCAGUCAGUCACACGUACAGUCGCAAUCCACCGUUUUUUUUAAAGCUAGACAUGGGGAACACCUCUGGAUGCACCGUGGAUGACCUCCAGGCCGUGGAGAUGCACCUGUGGUACAAGAAGUUCAUGAUCGAGUGUCCGUCAGGUCAGCUCACGAUGCACGAGUUCAAGCAGUUCUUCGGGCUCCGGGGCCUGGACCCUGAGGCCACCGCCUACAUCGAGUCGAUGUUUCGCACCUUUGACAUGAACAAGGAUGGCUACAUAGACUUCAUGGAGUACGUGGCUGCCCUGAGUCUGGUGAUGCGGGGUAAAAUGGAGCACAAACUGCGCUGGUACUUCAAGCUCUACGACGUGGACGGCAACGGCUGCAUCGACCGACAUGAACUUCUCAACAUCAUAAAGGCCAUUCGUGCGAUUAAUGGAAACGACACCCAGGAGAUCUCUGUCGAGGAGUUCACCAACCGUGUGUUUGACAGGAUCGAUAUCAAUGGAGAUGGGGAGCUGUCACUGGAAGAGUUUGUUGCGGGCGCUCGAAACGAUGAUGAGUUCAUGGAGGUGAUGAUGAAGAGUUUGGACCUUGCCCACAUAGUGGCCAUGAUCCAUAAUCGCAGACACAGUGUUUGAGGAACUCUGCCAUCUUUGAAACCUUGUGACCUUUCAGUUAAAAAUUGGUCAAUUUAGCCCAGGAGGCUUAUACGGAUGGCCAGGGAUCCAAUGACAAUUUUUUGAUCUGAUUUGAUCUGAUUUCUGGCAGCCCCAGGGCCUAACUAGGGCAGAUUUUUUUUUUAUCAGUGAAGUGAUACUCUCUUUAUUGUUUUGUAGAUCAAUAAAAUAAAAGAUAAUACUUUGACGGGUAAACUGAGGCAAACAUGAACCCUGGGCAGACGGAGGGUCACAAAGGAUGAUGGGGAAAUACAAUGUAACAUCACGGAUCUCGGUUCAUCUUUUUUUCCAGUAGUGGGCGUACAGACCAAAUGAGACACUGAUGUUGGUGUGAUGUUGGUGUGAUGUUGGUGUGAUGUUGGUGUGGAAAAUGUGUUAUUGAUGCUCUGGGAGGACUUUUUUAAAGUCACUGUUUGCACUUUUGGCCAAAAAAAUUAAGAUGCUUGCGAAGCAUUCCAAUUGCUUGCAGUAUGUGUCAGUUCAUGUCAUGUGUAGGACUACUGAAGUCUGCAAAAUUCAAAAGGUCAAGACUGUGUUUACUUUCUGUUCAGAUAGCCAUAAAUGUCAACAAACUGGUAGGACUGCUGAUAGUCUACCCAUGGACAGGUUUAUCUUUAUAUGUAUGUAUGGUGUUAUGUGUGUGUGUAAAUGUGAGACUGUGGCAUCUAACUGUAAGAGUCGUCUUGCUUUUACCAUGCUAUCAGUAGUGGGUAUGGGCUACCCAUUAUCAUGAAUGUUAGCCAUGCUGAAUG